UAAAAACAUGUUCAAAAAGAAAUUCAAAGUCUCUGGCCAGACCUUGGUAGCUAACAAGGACAAGAAGAACAUUCUUAAUAUCCUGAAAAACCUUUAUAAUGAGCCUGAAGUAGAGAAAUUGCUGACUACUCACAGUGAUGUCAGGCAAGAUAAGCUGACUUCCUCGAAAGAUAGCAUAUACACGCUUAUUUCUGACGAGGAAGGGGAGAUUCCCAUUCUAGCAUGUCAUGAAGCGAAGGGAAAUGUACUCGAGUUGUUCCCAUCAAUUUAUGCUCUCUUCAAGGUACCCCACUUAAUCCCAACUGUUUUUCACCUCAAAACUGGCGUUGAAUCGUUUAUUAUCAACGGAGCUGACUUGAUGUGGCCAGGUAUAGAGCGGGUAGAAUACAACCCUAUUGAAGAUGACAGCCAAGAAGAGACCAAAGAUGAUAAAGGUAAAAGAGCUGCCCAAAAACGCAAACAGAAGAAACUUAGCAAACAUUAUGAUUCCUUCAAGAAAGAAGUAGCAGUUGUAUUCCAAAAGCAAUAUAUCGUCGAUGAUGAAGGAAAUACCUACAGGCAGGAGAUCCCAGUGGCUAUUGGAAGAAGAGUGCCCAAUAGCUCUACUGAACCUUUGUGCAACCCCGAGGACAUUACCAAGCAAAGUAAAGGAGUUGCAGUCCAGAUAGAGCACUUCUUUCUCGAUGAGCUCUGGAAUUACGGAAGUCAACAAAUCAAUAUCUCUGAUGAAAUUCCUCGAAUCUUAGUCAGAAAUGCAGAUGGGACCAUCCCAUCCCAACCUGAAGAGACCAAGGAAGAAGUUACAGAGGAAAACCCUGGAGACGAAGAAGCCACUGAGGAAUUAGAUCAACAAGAAAAUGAGGCUGAAGAUAAUCCUACUGUUGAAAGUGGUACCCAGAGCGGUCAAGCUGAUGGAGAUUUUGAGGAAGAGAAAAAUCUAGAUAUCAAAGAGAUCACUCCUGAAGAGAUGGACGAUCUGAUCACCAGGAACUUCAUGUUCUGCCUCGUCAGACAUGUAAAGGAGAACCAACUUCCGAUGGAGCCUAGUAAGCUCCAAGGAGAUCUUAUGUUCAAGUAUGAGCAUUCUGAAGACGGAAAAAUUGAUUUUAAAAAGUCUUCCUUCAAAAAGAUUACCAAAUUCCUUAAAAAGAUGAAACAGAAGAAGCUGAUCUCAUUCUCAAAGCUAAAAGGAGUUGACCAUGAAGUAAUCACAGGAAUCAACAGAAAGGCUUGCGAGAAAGCGAAAAUUCCCAUUGCAGGCUUCAGAAAGGUCAUUCAAACCGAAGAUGAAGAGGAAGAGAAAAAGGUCGAGGAGGUCAAAGGUGCCCCAAACAAGUCUUAUCCACUUGUUGAAAUCACCCAGUUUUAUAAAGUAGGAUCUAAAGAGCUUGCUGCUGUCUUUGAAGACAUCAAAGAAGAUGGCACCCAACCCUUAUCCAUCGAUGAUUGCAGAGAAAUUAUUUCAAAGUAUAUAGAGCAGAACGAGCUGGAGCAUCCUAGUAGAAGGAACAAUGCAAUCUUAGACCCUAAUCUGGUGAAGUUGGUCAAGAACAAGAAUGAUAUCAAGACAGAUCCCAAGACAGGCCAGUCGAUUGCGAACAAAGGAGCCCUUUUUAAGGAUAUAGAAAUCUUCCUGAGGCCUUUCCAUCUUGUCAAAAGACUCAACGUCGUCUCUAAAGAUACUGAGAAAGUCAAAGCAGGCUAUAUUCCUAAAGUAAAGAUUGUCAUUGAGAAAUUCAUGAAUAAGAAUGUGACCAGGAUCCUCAGCCUCGAGACUUGGGAGAUAGACUUCAAAGAUGCAUGCCAUGUUCUCCAAGUAAAACUGGCUGUAGGUGUCUCUGUCUGUCAGAAAGAGAAAUCAUAUUCUUCAGAGCAUAUAAAGAUCCAAGGAAUCCACCCAGAGCGAGUUGAAAAUAUCUUGAUUGAGGAGUUCUGAAUCCCAAAAAAGCAUAUUGAGUUGAUAAACACACUGAAAGGAAAGAAGAAUAAGGCUAAAAAGAGAUAAUUUUCAACUGGAAUAUCAC
Molecule: messenger RNA, 2024 nt
Organism: Moneuplotes crassus
Lineage: Eukaryota; Ciliophora; Spirotrichea; Euplotida; Euplotidae
Source: the annotation of a GenBank genome assembly